AUGUACAAGAUUAAGGCUGAAGUUCAAACUUUCAAUGGUAAUGUAAACAUUGAAGGGUUUCUUGAUUGGAUCUAUGAGGUGGAGACAUUUUUUGAGAUUAUGAACAUCCCUCCAUAUCGUCGAGUACCAUUGGUGGCAUAUAAAUUGAAAGGAGGUGUUGGAGCUUGGUGGAAUUGUCAUCAAGAAGAUCUUCAUUUGUGGGGCCAAGUGGAGGGGAAUUUUAUUCCAUCUAAAGCAAAGAAAGAUGAAAAGGAGUUAUUGCGUAAGGGACAUGUUAGAAAAAACAUAAGCCCAUGCGUUGUACCAGCACUACUCACUCCAAAGAAAGAUGGAUCUUGGCGGAUGUGCGUGGAUAGUAGUGCUAUCAAUAAAAUCACUACAAGGGAGAAGCUAAGUGAAGCAAGACAAAAGUGGAGUACUUACCAGCAAGAGCUGUAUUCUUUUUAUAGAGCAUUGAAGACAUGGGAGGUUUAUUUAAUUCCUAAAGAGUUCAUUGUCUACACUGAUCAUCAAUCUAUGAAACAUUUUAGAAGUCAAAAGCAUGUGGAUCACAUGUUAGCAAGAUGGGCAGCAUACCUGAAGAGAUUCAAUUAUCUUAUUGUCCACAAGUUCAGAGUAACUUAUCAAGUGGCAGAUAUUUUAAGCCGAUGUGCAAGUCUCAGGGUUUCUUUUGAAGCUGAGUUACCAGGAGUAGACCAAAUAAAGGAACUAUAUGAAAAUAAUGAAGACUUCGGGUGA
This is a messenger RNA of Capsicum annuum, 738 nucleotides long. RefSeq lists its product as uncharacterized. The record is from RefSeq and is a predicted model, not a curated record. NCBI's taxonomy places the organism in Eukaryota, Viridiplantae, Streptophyta, Magnoliopsida, Solanales, Solanaceae. The coding region runs from base 1 to 738 and encodes 245 amino acids. The transcript has 3 exons.